Messenger RNA from Babesia ovata, 1113 nucleotides. RefSeq names its product methyl-accepting chemotaxis sensory transducer, putative. The coding region runs from base 1 to 1113 and encodes 370 amino acids. The record is from RefSeq and is a predicted model, not a curated record. The transcript has 3 exons. NCBI's taxonomy places the organism in Eukaryota, Apicomplexa, Aconoidasida, Piroplasmida, Babesiidae.
AUGCAUCGACCCGGCAGACUGACCUUAUGGUUGCUAGCCACCUGUCUGGUGGUUUCAGCCUUGCCGAAGGCGCUACAUUCCCGGCGACCGUCGGCAUCUAAUGCCUUCCACCGUCUGGGUAGUUUUUUGCAAUCAAAGGCACACAAUCACGAGCCAACUGGUGACAAGAACGGAGAAGGGGAUGAAAUCGCGGAGAUGCGGAAACUGGGUGCCGAAGCUGAAGCGGAAGACCAUAAACGAAAAGGCGCGGCUGAAGUCGUGGACUCUCAGAGAAAGCAAGAGAUUGCGGACGACAUGACAAGCCGGAUCGAGAAGAUGCGUGAGGGCGCCAAGCGCAUGCAAGAGGAUGCCAAACAGCACGCUGGCGAGGUCAAGAGCGCUGCUGUUGAUACUUCAGUGGCCACUGCUUCCAUCCCGAAAGACCAGGCGGGGAACAUAAUCAUUACCAAUCAAACGCAUGAUUACCCACGGAAACCUCAAGAUCAGGUCGACCCUAUGAAGGCGCUGAAAACGGCGACGGAGAACCUUUAUCAACGAGCACGACAUAAAAAUCUCCCGGUCACCGAACCUGGUGAACUGAAUACUCCAGAACAGAUCUACCAAGCUCUAAAUCGCCUCGAAUAUAUAGUGGACGGCUACAGGCAUGCCCAGCUGGAGUCGCCCAAUCCCGAUCUUAACAUCACCGACGAACCUGCCAAGUCUCCAUACGCUGAAGAUGACGAAUCAGCAAAUGCAGAAGAUGGUGCUGCAGCCGAAGAGUCUGCCGCUGAUGACGCCAGGUUCAUGCAGACCACUGGCAGGACCGCCCACACGUCCCACGACGAUUACGAGGAUGAGGACGAUGAAGGUGACGGAGAUCAUGAAGACGGUGAGGAUGACGACAGCGAAAAGAAUGGGGAAGAAUGGCAGGACAACGAGGAUGAUGAAGAGGGGGACAGCAACGACAAGAAAUCUGAUGCCAAGGAGAAAAAGAUGUCCCCUGAGGAGGCUCUGGACACACUGGGCAAGACAAUCGCGGAUCUCGUAGAGACGUUGAACGCCGUUGUGGCCUCCCACACUGGCGUCAGCAACGUCCUAAUUCAGCACAGCCCCAACAAACACCACGAGAGUUAG